Neurospora hispaniola is the source of this 471-nucleotide messenger RNA. RefSeq lists its product as uncharacterized. Lineage: Eukaryota; Fungi; Ascomycota; Sordariomycetes; Sordariales; Sordariaceae. Bases 1 to 471 code for a protein of 156 amino acids. The transcript is spliced from 2 exons. The record is from RefSeq and is a predicted model, not a curated record.
AUGUUGGGAAGGAAGCCGGGAACCAGUCAACGGUUCGACUGGACGACAGUCGAUGGAAGACGGGAGGAAAGAGGGUCACUGCAAAACCGAGCGGUCGCUGCCCUCAAGUUGCUCAAUAUGGCACUUGUCAUGUCACUUCAGUAUGUGCCUAGCCCCACUUGUCCAUUUGAUGCGACCCGCAUAGACUCUCCAGCCGAGAGCUGGCACGCAUUUGGCAUGACGCAAAGCCGUGACCUGACCGGCAUGGCAUCUCGCUGUGAACGAUUCAGUUCUUCCCUCAUCCACUGCAUCACGGCCUUACUGCUAGCAACAGUGGCAUCUCCAACGAUUCCUCUACUGACCUACCUGAACGUCAUUUCUCUGACCACGUCACGUCAACGGCAAUCAGGCGACAAACAGCCCGAAUCAGUGGACGGCCUCGCUCUCGCUACCCGAGUACCUGGCUUGGCGGAAACCACCUACCGGUUAUAG